AUGUCACGUCCCGAACAUCAGGCCCCCCCGGAACUGUUCUACAGUGCAACUGAGGCCAAAAAAUACGCAGUCAAUUCUCGUAUGCAAAGCAUUCAGACGUCUAUGACUCAGAGAGCACUCGAGUUACUCAACUUGCCACAGGGUAUACCUUCAUACUUACUGGAUAUCGGAUGCGGAACUGGGCUGAGUGGAGAGGAACUCACGGAGAAUGGCCACUUUUGGGUGGGCAUGGAUAUUAGUCCGCAUAUGCUGG
This is a messenger RNA of Sphaeroforma arctica JP610, 253 nucleotides long. RefSeq lists its product as hypothetical. Lineage: Eukaryota; Ichthyosporea; Ichthyophonida. The transcript has a single exon. The annotation marks the transcript as partial. Gene Ontology annotation, cellular component: nucleolus. Gene Ontology annotation, biological process: rRNA (guanine-N7)-methylation. Gene Ontology annotation, molecular function: rRNA (guanine) methyltransferase activity. The record is from RefSeq and is a predicted model, not a curated record.